Epinephelus lanceolatus (giant grouper) is the source of this 4016-nucleotide messenger RNA. RefSeq names its product ubiquilin-1-like. Gene Ontology annotation, cellular component: cytosol. Gene Ontology annotation, biological process: ubiquitin-dependent protein catabolic process. NCBI's taxonomy places the organism in Eukaryota, Metazoa, Chordata, Actinopteri, Perciformes, Serranidae. The record is from RefSeq and is a predicted model, not a curated record. Gene Ontology annotation, molecular function: polyubiquitin modification-dependent protein binding.
AUUAGUGUCAUCAGACAGCUCGCAGUACCACCCUUGUAAAAAGCUGUACAUCAUUUAAAAAAAAGUGCCAGAGAUAAUAAAGACGCUUAGGGUUUGUAUCUACGCCACCCUGCGCAGUCGGGUCAGAGCUGGCACUCACCCACACAACUUUCUGCCGAGUCAUCGGGACAGGCACGCACCUCAGCCCCGGCACUGCGCGCUCCUCUCCAGGUCUGCUCAUCACCUUCACCGUCAGCGCGGGCAGGGCUGAGAUGUCAGGAGCCGUGAAUGAUAAGCCGGGAACACCGGGUGGUCGUCAGAGGUCUGAGAGGAUCCACGUCUCGAUCAAAAGUCUUACGGAGAGCAAAGACUUCAGCGUUAGAGGAGGCUGCACCGUCAGACAGCUGAAAUGGGGACUAGCAGAGCGCCUGGGAGUCCCUGCAGAGCAGCUGGUGCUGAGCCACUCCGGCCGGGUCCUCAAGGAGUCAGAGCUCCUGAGUCACCUCAAAGCACAGGAUGAGUCACUCAGCAUCUUUAUGAUCCAAAGGCCACAGCAUCCGUCUGUUGCACCCACCUGUGAUCCACCUUCAGAAAGCCAGUCUGAGCUCACAGCAGUUCUCGAUCCUGACCAUGAUAACUUCACACCGUCUCCCACCUCUCCCCUCUGUCUGGUGGAAGGUCUGGACAGGCUUGGCCUAACAAACAGCGGGCCUGGCUUCUUCCCUGCAAUGCAGCGCCAGAUGGAGAGCCAGCUGUUGGCUAACCCGCAGAUGAUGCGCCGUGUCCUGAGCAGCCCUUUAGUGCAGAGCACCCUCUCCACCUCCAGCCCUCAACUAACCAGACAGCUCAUUUUGUCUAAUCCCCAAAUUCAGCAGCUCCUGCAGACGGACCCAGAGGUGGAAGAUAUACUUAACAACACAGAUAUCAUCACACAGGUGCUGGAGCUCAUCAGGAACCCUGACAUGAUAGAGGAAGUGAUGCGUAAUGAAGACAGAGCACAAGGCAAUUUGCAGCCAGAGCAGGACGACUCUGAAAGCAUCAGCAGUGAUUCUGAUGUGUCUGAGAAGACUGAAACAAAAAGGCAAAAAUUUUCACAGAACCAGAUGGGAGCACCCUCAGUGGUGACUGCAUCAUCUGGGACUCAACAGCCAACUGAAGGAAAAAGCGAGCAGACUCCACCUGUCUCCAGUCAAUCCACAGAUCCUCUCAGAGAACUGACCGCCUCGCCCAUAGCUAAUUCAAACUCUCAGAGCACUGUUACUGCAGGCUUGCAGUCACUGCUAGAGGAGAUCACUUCCACUCCAGGACUGAUGGAGAGUCUGCUGUCUGGGCCGUACGUCAGCAGUCUCCUCAACUGCCUCGGACAGAACCCUGACCUGGCUGCACAGAUGCUGCUGAGCCACCCUUUGUUCUCAGGAAAUCCUCAGCUGCAGCAGCAGAUGAGACAGCAGAUCCCUCUCUUCCUGCAACAGAUGCAGAGUCCAGAGCUGCUGGCAGCCAUGUUGAACCCCAGAGCCAUGGAGGCUCUGCUACACAUCCAACAGGGCUUACAGACUCUGGCUGCAGAGGCUCCUGCACUGAUACCUGCGACUGUAAACGUUGGAGUCAGUGUUAAUGCUUCCCCUGAGCGAGCCUCGGACUCUGUCCUCAACAGCCAAUCAGGAAGUGGUCCUGAGGUUGCCAUGACGACAGAGCAGCAGCAGCAGCAGCAGUUUGUACAGCAGAUGCUACAGGCGCUGGCGAACACCGAUCAUGGGGUUCAUGUAGAGGAGGCCGAGUUCCAGGAUGAGCUGGAGCACCUGAGCUCAAUGGGCUUCAGAGACAGAAAGGCAAACCUUCAGGUCCUCAUCAGAACUGGAGGAGACCUCACCACUGCUAUACAGCAUCUGCUCAGUCUCUGACAGACACUCACACAUGUGCACACACACACACACACACAUACACAUUCUUGUACUGUCUUUCUUUGUGAGGAUCCUCAUUGACAUAAUGCAUUCCAUAACACUUACCCUAACCUAAACCUAGCUCUCACCUGAACCCUAAAACCAAGUCUUAACCCUCAAACAGGCCUAAAUGUCCUCACUUUGCAAAAAUGUCCUCACUCUGUUGCCAAAAUAUGUUCUAUGGUCCUCCCUGUGUAGCAUGUACAAGUACACAUACACACACAUAUGUUGAUCUGUGCAUACUCACAUAUAUAAGUGAAUGCACAUACAUAUUAUAUUUAAGCUCAUACACUUGAUCACAUUAUGAUCAGCGAUUACAAAGUGCUCUACAAAAAACAAACACAGGAAACAUGCAAGCCAUAUUUAUAUUGCUGCACUUAUAUUCAUUCCGUAACUCCUCUCACUAACCUCUGUGUGCAGUAGUAAAUUAUGUUUCUUUCAAGCAUAACAGCAGUGGUGGGGAGUAACUAAUUACAUGUAAAUGAAUUAUAAAAGAAAUGUAGUUGCAAUCAGUCACAGUUGCUGAAAAAAAAAUAAUGUUGGUAAUUACAAAGGGGUUACAUCUGAAUAUAUUCUUUUUGGUAGAAAGCUUAUACUUAGAAUAAAGCACUUCUUCUGACAUAGCAUAUUUUCAGAUAUUUUUCAGCUUUAUCACCCAGUUUAAAGCUUUUGUUUGAAAAGUAAUCAAAUGUAAUAAGUUACAUUACUUUGAUGAAGUAAAUAAAAUAUUUACAUGACUUAUUUCAUUUUAACAGGGUAACUAAUCUAUAACCGAUUACAUUUCAAAUAUAACCUUCCCAACACUGCAUAACUGACGCCCUUACCUCAGUACACCUCACACUUGUUUUUCCUUAUUUGAAUAGUGUGUGCCGUAAGCUUUACAGACUGUGCAUCCCUUUGAGGAAAAGGUGUGAUAUGUGAUAUUUGGCUGUAUAAAUACAUGUAAAACUGACUUGACAUGUUUUGUAUGAAUUGAGUAAAUGUACACGAGUUAAUAUUAGGGUAGAAAGGAAAGAAUGCAAUCACUUUCACCCUUUCAGAGACUAUUGCUGUGUCAUAGUACACAGCCAUGUAGUACACUGUGUACACUAUGUACUUAUAAUGCGUGCAUCCAGACUGUUGCUGGCCAUAAUAUCUGCUGGCUUGUCCUCUUGCCUAUUCACCGGAGCAACUGCAGCUGCUUCCACUGCCACCAUUUUCACAAGUUUGGUGAUCCCUCCCCUUCUGCUAUGUAGCCAAGAUGGCGACCAUUGAAUAAAUGAAUGAAUGACUUAAUUUCAAACCAAAACUUUAAAAAUAAUAAAAAACAAACUAGACAAAGAUAACAGUGUCUGACAAGGAGCAGGUAGAAGUAAAACUUACAUGUCCCUACCCAUUUCUUACAUUUCAUUUUUUAAUUCAAUUUUAAUACAAAUUCCCAAAUUUAUUUACAACUAAUAUACAACUAUCCCAAGUUUAUUUACAACAACAGUCAUAAACCUAAUUUAUUUACAGUCCAAGUACCACCCAGUGUUACAAAAUGAAUAUGCACUUCCCUAACAUAACCUCUCCUCCUCUAUGUAUCUGCCAAAAACAUCUUUUUUGUAUAGUUUUUUAAAUUGAAUUAUAUUUGUGCCUUUUUUCAACUCAUCACACAGCCCAUUCCACAAGUCCACCCCAUACACUGAAAUACACAGACUCUUCUUAGACAAUUUAUUUAUGCUAAAUUAUUGUUUAAAUUUACUCAUUUCGGUCGUGACUUCUUCCAAAAGCUGCUGCAGACUUUCCCCAGAACAAAGAUCAUUGGUGUUGUCUGCGAAUAGAACAAAUUUUAAUUUUCUGGACACCAUACAUACAUACGUUAAGUACAAAAUAAAAAAUUUGGGACCUAAAACUGACCCCUGUGGGACCCCAACAAUUAUGUUUAGGCACAAACUGCUGUCUGUGUCCAAUAUAGCUUUUUACUUAAUCCAACACAACCCCUCUUACACCAUAUCUUUCCAGUUUUUUGAGUAAUAUGUCAAGGUUUAUGUAUACUACCUACUCCAUAAUUCUCGUUAUCAAUACAACCAGUAAUUUCCUGUUAAUUCCAUUAAUGCCAUUUAUGUUGAUGUAUUU